Messenger RNA from Penicillium lagena, 3921 nucleotides. RefSeq lists its product as uncharacterized. The transcript has 9 exons. Lineage: Eukaryota; Fungi; Ascomycota; Eurotiomycetes; Eurotiales; Aspergillaceae. Bases 1 to 3921 code for a protein of 1306 amino acids. The record is from RefSeq and is a predicted model, not a curated record.
AUGGCAGGCGAGCCAUCUGAGUCCACCAACAUCUUCACUCGGAUGGAUUCUCGAUCUGCCAUGGAAGCAAACGCAGCACUACUUCUGCAAACCAUCGGCGAUGAGGAAUCACGUCUUCCAGGACUCGAGGCCACUGUGAAUACGAGUACAGACAAGGAAGCCGCCCCGAUGGGAAACAAACUCGUUCCUUUGCUUUUUCAGCGCCCUCAAAGUUCCGGCAUCGAUGUCUCGGCAUUUUCAUUCGCGAGGCCUGCUCAGAAACGAAAGGGCAACCUUCUCCAAAACUCGACCAGGUAUAUGUCCCUCAGCGUAGAGAAAGCUCCCAGUUCCCACCCGACGGCAGAACGAGGAGAAAUCAGUGGGAACAAUGAAUUUCUUGUCGCAGCAGGAGAUCGUCAAUCCCCAUUCAAUCCCUCGAUUAUCUCGAAGCACCAUGGAACUGGCAAUAAUCUUGUGGAUGAGCGCUCUUUGGAUUUGCAAUCGCGCCGCUCCACGGGAAAACACGAUCCUGAAAGCAACACGCAUUCCAAAUCACCGGCUGGCACUGUCGAUAAAGGAGCAAUUUCGGUCACUUCUUUGCUGUCAAGUUCCAAGGACAAAGGAAAUCAACCUGGAAUUGCGACAGAGCCUGGUAAUACUCGUCCGAGCUCAUCCGGGCCUAUGCAGAUCGAGAAGCAAGGUCUGCCCAGCCGUCGAGCUCGAGACCGCUCUUCAUCCCGAGUAUCCAAUAUCUCAUCACAUGAUACACGAGUCUUAAAGCGCCGGCAUGGCAGCCGCAAGGGCUUAUCGACCAAACGUCGAACGACCAAAAGCGUCGUUCAAAGCGGCUCUCAAAUGACAGAAGAUGACCUUUUCGAGCUGCUGGUCAACAAAAUCCGACAGCGAGAGGAAAAGGAGUUUGCUUCCGCUUGUCUUCAACGGCAGUUCGAGUCCGAAAAUACAGAGCUCAAAGGUGAAAACCAAUCACUCAAAGGAGAUCUCGAGGCGUGCCAGAUCCAACUACGAAAGAAGAUUUCCGAAUCAAAUGUUUACAAGACCCAGAUGGAUUCUUGGAAAGUGAAACUCAGCAAAUUCAAGGAGGUCGUCAACGGAUUGGGUGAUGCUUAUGGAAUGUUACGAGAGCAGUCCAACAGAUUCAUGACAACUGCGGAGUCUCUUGAAAAGGAGAAGGAAGGCAUCAUGAAAGAAACCAAUGAGAUCAGGGCCGAUAUAUCUCAAGCCGCAAAUACCAUCGACAGACAGCGAGAUAAGCUCGCUGAAUCAAAAAGACGCAUUGCUGUCCUGGAGCAAGAUCUACAACACUCGGACGAAAGUGGACUGGAGACAAAAUUGCAACUGUCUGAGGAGCGGAAAAGAGGAAAGAUCCUCGGCAAACUGAGUUCAGUCCUCGAGUUGAUUUCUGAGACUGCAUCAGCCUCUGAAAAGGGGGUUGUGGAGAGUGUUCUUGAACCCCUUCAUGAAUGUGUAUCUUCGGUCAGAGAGUUGCGCGAUGCUUGCUCUGCAGAAAGGACGGAUGCCCAGCAAUUAACAAGCAUUGUUCAGGAAGUAGUUUCUCGAAUCGACUCCCGUGCAAGUCAAUUUUCCAAUGAUGUUGACAAAAGCACUGUUAUCAACACUGUCACCAUGCAAAGUCUUAUGCAAGAGUUGCAAUCUGUCAAACGCAAUCUGGGAAGUGAUUCAUCACUGUUCAAAAAGCUUAUUGAUAGCGAGAGUGCGCAGAAAAGCGUUGAACGGAAGCUAGAUGCAAUUGAGCCAGCAAUCAGCAAACUCGAUACAUCAGUCAAGUCGUUGGAGACCACCGAGCACAAUCUUUCCCGUGGACUGGAAGAAUUUGGGGGCAAAUUGGGCAAGGGCCGGCUUGUGGCGGCUAACCCGGCUCUUGAGAUGGAACUUUCCAACAAAUCUGUUGAGAUUUCGCAGCUGCAAUCUCGAUUACAGGAGUCUUUGAAUGAUGCCAGCUUAAAGAAGCAAGCUUUUCAAGACCGUGUGAUCAAUCUCGAAUCUGAGAAAGUUGCCUUGAAGAACGAAAUCCAAGUGGUUGAGCAAAGGGCACGCGAACACUUCACAAAAGCAAAUACGGUUUCUCAGAACAGCCUGGAAGCGACGUACAAGCAACAGCUUCAAGGCCUUGAGAAGGAGAAGGAAGCUCUUGAAAAAGAAUCUGCCAAGCUCCAAAAGCAAGUGGAGAAGGCCGAAGGAGCUUUGCUCCAAGUCACCGAGGAAGCCAGGAAGGAACGAAGACGGCAAGACGCCAUGCUUGGAGAAAUGCAACAGCAAAUCAAGGAGCUCAAAGGCGUCUGCUCAGGCGCCGCAACCAAACUGGACUUGCAGGUUGACGAAAUGGUGUCCAUGCAUGGACAGCGUGAUCGGCUUCAGAGGCAUCUUGAAGAGUUACAGACAACUGUUCAUAACCUUGAAGUCAAUCUAAAGUGGCAGAUGAAGGAUGAGAAACUCGAGGCAGAGAAAGUGGCACAACAGAUCGAGAGACUGAAAGCCGUGAUUUGCCAAAAGGAUGAAGAGCUGAUGGCCAUGGGCCAGAAUUUGGAUGCAGCAAAUUCAGCCAAGAUGGACCUUGAGGCGAGCCUCCUUACCCAGACUGAGACUGGGAAGUCUGAAACAGCGCAAGUUCUACAAAAGCUUGAGAGUCUUCAGGCGAAGAUUCGUCAAAAAGACGAGGAGCUGCAGAUCACCAACCAGAAUUUGGAUGCAGCGAAUUCAGCCAAGUCGAACCUCGAGACGGGAAAGAAAAAGGCCAAGGCCGAGAUACAUUCCCUCCUCCGCCGAGUUCAAGAAGGGGAGAGUUGCUUGAAUACCAUCAGAGAAGCCGCGGCAAAAUUUACAGCAAUGGACUCAGGAGAGCCUUUUGCAUGCACAUGGAGCAAGUUGGAGACCUUACUGCAAUGCGCAGCUGCCGAGGUUCAGAAACAAGCCUCCCAUUACUCUACACGCAAAGAGACUGCCACUGGCAAUGGCAUCGAUGUCUCAUCAAAGGGGAUUGCUACCUCCUCCCCAUCCAAAGGCAAGGGUAGUUUGAUGCGAACCAGAGAUUUGCUCCAACAGCGUCCAAGUGUCCAACCAGCUGCAGUAUACGCCUCGGAACCGCAUGAGUCGUCACCAUCUGUGAUUGCCAACAGUGACACGGAAUCGACUUCGAAUACCCACAAUCCUACGAGCAACAUUUCUUCAUUUGCGAGUCUCGGAGCUCGACAUUCAAUGGACGAUGAUUCAAUCUCACCAUUUGAUGACCCGGCCGAGCUUGAGAUGCUUUUCAUGUCAACCCCAGACAUCCCGAAUCAAGCAGCAGCUUUGUGUGCCUCGGAACCAGCUCCGAUCACGAAGAACGAAGGGAGCAUUUCGAUAGAUGACUCACUCAUGCGAUGCGGAAAGCCUGACACGUUUAUCGGAAGCCCUGCAAGCCCUUCUGUUGCGGGAGCGGCUGAUGAAAUUGCAAAAGCAGAGCAUUCCACGAUCAAACGCAAAGCAGUCAGCUUUGGACAUCCGCACACCACUUCUGAGCCCAUUGGAGGAUCACGGCAAGGAUCAAUUCAGGUCGAGGGAGACUUGGACGAGGACCACUCGAGCAAGAAGACAAAGCGUGUCCAUGUGCACACGUACAGCCGCAAGAGAAGCGACCAAGCUUCUCAGAAUGUCCGUGCAAGCCAGAGUGUGACCAGCGAGAACAUCUGCCUGGAGACGAUGCAGCACACAUCGACUAAGACGAUGAAGGCCAGCGCCGGUCAGGGGCCCAAGUCAUCUCGAAAGUCGCAUGAUGCGUCCGAUGUACUGGAGCGAAGAGUGAUCCCGCGUAAUCUGGUUUCUGUAAGCAGUCAAAAUCACACGGGUGGCCAGACUACCGCCCGUCGUGGCCGAAGUCGAUCCCGUGGUAAACGCUACAGCGCCCGCUUUGAUAAGGAGGAAUGA